AUGCCUGUGCAGGAGAUGGCGGUGAGUCCUGUCAAGUCCCUGUACUGGGAGCAGUUCCCCCCCAUGUCGCAGCGCCGCGUCUACUGCACUCCUGUCUACCAUGAAGGCCUUGUCUACGUGCUGGGGGGCUGCAGCGAGACCGGCAUGCCCCUGGACAGCGUCGAGGUCCUGGAUGUAGAGAGUCAGACGUGGAGCCAGCUGCCGCCGCUGCCCACAGCACGGGCGGGGGCCGCGGCCGUAUUGCUCGGGGGCCAGGUGAUGGUGCUCGGAGGCAUGAAUCAGCAGCAGACCCCACUGGCCUCCGUGGAGGUCUACCACCCCGAUGAGGGCAAAUGGGAGCCGAGGGCCAGCCUGGGCCAGCCAUCGAUGGGCGUCACCACAGUGGAGCAAGAUGGGAAGGUUUAUGCACUGGGGGGUAUGGGAGCUGACACCACACCACAGGCCCUGGUCAGGGUUUAUGAGGCGGAGAAAGAUCAAUGGCAGCUGUUGACCUCCAUACCCACGCCGCGGUACGGAGCCACGGCCUUCGUAAAAGGAAACAAAAUCUACAUGAUGGGUGGUCGUCAGGGAAAGAUGCCGGUGACAGCGCUGGAGGCUUUUGACCUGGAGAUGAAAAGCUGGACCCGUUACCCCUGUAUCCCAAGCCGGAGGGCUUUUUCUUGCUGCGCCACAAACGAGCGAAGCCUCUUCAGCCUGGGAGGCCUCCAGCAGCCGGGGCCACAUAACUUCUACUCCAGACCUCACUUUGUCAGCACCAUGGAGGAGUAUGAUCUGGAUCAAGGUAUCUGGAUCAAACCCAGCCGAACGUCCAGGAUGAGGGAGAAGAGGGCUGACUUUGUGGCAGGAUGCCUGGGAGGACGGGUCAUUGCAGCUGGUGGUCUAGGUAAUGAGCCAUCGCCGCUUGGUACGGUGGAGAGCUACAACCCAGUGAAGCGGCGCUGGGAGUAUGUGGCGCCCAUGCCCACUGCACGCUGUUCCUCUGCACUUCUGCAGACUACCAGCAUGCUCUUUGUCAUUGGCGGAGUCGCCCAGGGACCCAGUAAUGCUGUGGAAGCCCUCUGCUUACAGGAAACAGUGUGA
Molecule: messenger RNA, 1080 nt
Organism: Scomber japonicus (chub mackerel)
Lineage: Eukaryota; Metazoa; Chordata; Actinopteri; Scombriformes; Scombridae
Product: kelch domain-containing protein 8B-like
Exons: 5
Coding region: 1-1080 (359 amino acids)
Molecular function (GO): protein binding
Source: RefSeq, a predicted model, not a curated record